GGCGAAUGGCGAAUGGCGACAGCUGUGUCAAGGGUGAAUUUGGUGGAGUUUGUUUGGAAAGCGGGGAGCUGCCGGGUACCUGAGAGGGUCAGCCUUAACCGUCCCUUCGAUCGCGCUUAUCAACUAAAUUGAUGCGCUAACCAUCAGCACAACCUUUGCAACCGCAGUGAGUCGAGCGACCAUCAACAAUGGCCGCACUCGCGGCGGCGGCGGCGGCGCCCGACUAUCGCGCCCCUUCAAUCGAUCCCGACGUGCAGACGACCCUCUCCGACUUCCUCACCUACACCGAACACUUCCCCUCCCACCUCACGCGUGCCCUGACCCUCAUCGAGCAUCAACGCGUACGCGCGGAGCAGAAGAUCAAGCUCAUCCACGACCACACCACCGCAUACAGCAUCCGGCCGAAGUUGCAGAACAAGCCGGAUCCGGUGUUGCUGCGCAAGGAGGUCAGCUAUGCGCUCGAGGAAGCGGAGCGCGCGUGUCGCAUGGCGGUGGAGGAGGCGACGAGGCUGGAUGAGACGUGUCGCCGUGAGGCAAGACGCCUCGACACCGUCACUGAACGCCUCAAGGCACAGCCUAUGCCACCAUCACGUGACCCAACCCCGGAGCAGCAGCCUUUGACCUCGCCAAAUCUGAAGCGUGAGCGGCGCAUGAGUAUGGGCAUGAGCAUGCGCGCAGACGACGCGAAGCCGGAGAAGGCGAGCCGGCAUCUGACGGACAAGGCUGCGACGAAGCUGCGCGGGCGCAAGAUCAUGGUUCCCGGCGAAGUACUGCCCCCGCCCGACCCAAAUGCGCCGCUGGAGAGUAUCUCCGACUACACUUCCCCGCGCGUCUCACCCCCGGCGGAGGAGAUGUCGUCACCGAAUGAGAAGAAGACCACGCCUCGGCCUCGCUCACGCACUCCAAAACUGCCGAAGACCGACCGCGACAGGAAGCUGAUGAAAGCAAGGGGACCUCGCGCGCCAGGCCAACCGGGCACGAAUGCACAUUCGGCUGUGGCUGGCAUCAGCACCUCAAACGCUCUCUUAGCUCUCACUGCACCGCCCGACGAUGCCGUCAAAGGCAGUCGAUGGUUGCCGUGGAUGAAACUAACCGAGUUCGAGAUGGCCAAACUCCGCAAACGCAUGAAGAAGAACGCCAUCUGGGUGCCAUCGCAGACGAUGGUCCGUCGCGAGCUGAAGAACCUCGGCCGCGGGGUCGGAGGGAAAGAAGCUGCGAAACAGGUAGCCAAAGACGGCGGUGCAGCGUUCGUCGACGAGCCGAAUGAGUCCGACCCGACGAAAGUGGUCGUCACGGGUGAGGAGACGGCGACGAUGAACGCCAUGCUCGGCCCGCAGAUAUACGCAGAUGACGAAGAUGCAGACGCGGAGCUCAUCAACCGUGGCAUGCGGUUGAACGAAGCGAAGAAGCUAAAACGGCUGCGCAUGCUCGAAGAACAAGCCCUGCAAGCGCAGAUCGCCCGGGAGCAAGGCGUGGAACCGCCAACCGAGCCGAAAGCGGCCAGCGACACUACGGUGGACGUCUCGAAGAAGCGCAAGCGAGAUGUAACUCCAGCUACAACCCUGCCUUCCGCGCGGGGGCAAGAAACACCGGAUCCGCUAUCGAAGCCCGGGCCGCCACCGAAGAAACUCAAGAUCAGCACCAGCACACAAGGCACCAAAAUCCCCCUGGCACCCGCCGGCGUCUCGUCCUCGCCCAAGUCGGCAGGUACCCGCAGCAGCCGUCGCGCCGCCACGCCCGAAGCGGCGCGGAAGCCCACCUUGAUCCUGAAAGCGGGCAAAGCCGUCUCGGAAGAACCACCGAACCGUCGCGCCAGUCUGCGGAGGGGCAGUAAUGCGAGUCUGCCGACUGGCACCCUUUUGACCUCGCCCCUGCGGAGUAGCACUACCGUGAAGCCGAGCGGGGGUGGGAAUCGCAGGAGUAAACGGCCUGCUCCGGGGAUCCUUGCGCAGACGGACGAUGGCGAUGCGAAAGUCGGCGUCUCGAAGCGGAAGGCUGCGCCUAAGCGGAAGGGCACGGGUGGUGCUGGUGCUGGUGCUGGUGCUGGUGCUGGUGGCAAAAGUGUGAACACCUCCGCCACUGAUCAAACAACCACUCUCCAACCCGCCUUCGAGCCAGCAGGAGGAGUCGGCGCAGUUGGAGGUGGAGGGGAAGACUACAUCGACCCGGACGAGCCGCGCUACUGCGUCUGCGGCAACGUGAGUUACGGCACGAUGAUUGCUUGUGAUAACGAGGAUGCGUGCGAGAAGGAGUGGUUCCACCUCGAUUGUGUCGGGUUGGAGGAUUUGCCGCCGAGGAGGACGAAGUGGUAUUGUCCGGAUUGUAGGAAGAAACUGAGGCUUGGGGUGGGCACGAAUGGGCUGGUGGGGAGGCAGGUGGGGAGGUGAGGUGGGGGUUUACGAUAAGGCUACUGUUGGGUUUGGGCUGUUGCUGGUCAGCGCUACCAAUGUCCUAGCAAGAGUCUUGGGUCCGCUCGAUUGCGCGAAAUGAGCGCAAAGCCUCGAGGCACUAUCUCGCAACACGAGCUUCGAAAGCAUACUACAAACUCGCUUGAACGCUCCCGGCAGAACU
Messenger RNA from Baudoinia panamericana UAMH 10762, 2571 nucleotides. RefSeq lists its product as uncharacterized. The record is from RefSeq and is a predicted model, not a curated record. The coding region runs from base 189 to 2387 and encodes 732 amino acids. Gene Ontology annotation, cellular component: Rpd3L-Expanded complex; nucleus; Rpd3L complex. The transcript has a single exon. Gene Ontology annotation, biological process: regulation of DNA-templated transcription. Lineage: Eukaryota; Fungi; Ascomycota; Dothideomycetes; Mycosphaerellales; Teratosphaeriaceae.